Dicentrarchus labrax (European seabass) is the source of this 4263-nucleotide messenger RNA. It is a transcript of the gene erap1b, whose product is annotated as endoplasmic reticulum aminopeptidase 1b. NCBI's taxonomy places the organism in Eukaryota, Metazoa, Chordata, Actinopteri, Moronidae. Gene Ontology annotation, molecular function: peptide binding; zinc ion binding; metalloaminopeptidase activity. The transcript is spliced from 19 exons. Bases 312 to 3137 code for a protein of 941 amino acids. Gene Ontology annotation, biological process: peptide catabolic process; proteolysis. The record is from RefSeq and is a predicted model, not a curated record. Gene Ontology annotation, cellular component: cytoplasm.
UCUCACUCUUUUCACAACCGUGGACUGAUACAGUUGUUACUUUGCAACAUUUAAUGGUCUUGAAAACGUUUCGCAUGUCUUUAUAACUCAUACCUCCCGGUCUGUGUGUAUAAACCGCAGGCAUUAAAAGACGUCCUGGAAGUUUUGGUGAUGCACUAAAUGCCAUCUUACGCAGCAGGGGACGUUUCCUCUGGUUUCUCCCAGCAUGCAACUCCACCUUGGUCUGUUUCACUUUCACUCUUGAAUUAUUGGUGCGAAACCUGCGUGCAGAAGACGACACGGUGAGAACACUUCCUGCUUUCAUUGACACCAUGUUAGCAGCUCCUCUCCUGCUGCUGCUGCUCUUCGUCCCCGUUCGUCCCUCAUCAGCAGCGCAGCUACCAAAUCAAGGCCAAGCCAAGGAUGUCCCCAUCGCCACCAACGGCCAGCCGUUCCCCUGGGACCGCAUGAGACUUCCUAAAACCGUCUACCCCCUCCACUACGACCUGACCAUCCACCCCAACCUGACCACCCUCGACUUCACCGGCGUCGCUCGCAUCCUGCUGGACGUGCAUGAAGACACCAGCAUGGUCGUCCUGCACGCAAAGCAGAUGCAGGUAUCCAAUGUGCUGCUCCUCGCACCCGAAGGUGUGAGGCCUCUCCGGGUUUUGGAGUAUCCUCCUUUCCACCAGCUCGCCCUGCUGUCAGACUCGGUGCUCACCAAAGGUAGGAGGUAUGAGGUUCAGCUGGAGUUCGCUGCCAACUUGUCUGACAGCUUCCACGGUUUCUACAAGAGCAGCUACCGCACCAAGAAUGGGGAGGUCCGGGUUUUGGCAUCUACGCAGUUUGAAGCCACCUUUGCUCGUGGAGCCUUCCCGUGUUUUGAUGAGCCUGCCUUCAAAGCCAACUUCACCAUACGGAUUAUACGAGAGCCACGCCACAUAUCCAUAUCCAACAUGCCUAAGUUAAAAACCGUGGAGUUGCCCGGCGAUUUGCUUGAGGAUCACUUCGACACCACUGUAAAAAUGAGCACUUACCUGGUGGCCUACAUUGUGUCUGACUUCCUGUCUGUGAGCAAGACCACCCAGCACGGUGUCAAGAUUUCAGUCUACGCUGUACCUGAGAAGAUCGACCAGACAGCCUUCGCACUGGAUGCUGCUGUCAAGCUGUUGGACUUCUACGAUGACUAUUUUGAUAUUCCUUACCCGCUUCCCAAACAGGACCUGGCUGCUAUUCCUGACUUCCAGUCAGGAGCGAUGGAGAACUGGGGGCUGACCACCUACAGAGAGACGGGCCUCCUCUUCGACCCUAACAAGUCCUCCGCUUCAGACAAACUGGGUCUCGUCAAGGUCAUCGCCCACGAGCUCGCACACCAGUGGUUUGGGAACCUGGUGACGAUGGAAUGGUGGAACGACCUGUGGCUCAAUGAGGGUUUUGCCAAGUUUAUGGAGUAUAUUUCCCUCGACAUCACCUACCCAGAGCUGCAAGUGGAUGACUUCUUCUUGGGUAAAUGUUUUGAGGCCAUGGAGGUAGACUCCCUCAGCUCCUCUCACCCAGUCUCUACCCACGUGGAAAACCCCACACAGAUCCAGGAGAUGUUUGACGACGUAUCAUAUGACAAGGGAGCAUGUAUUCUGAAUAUGCUGCGGGACUUCCUGACUCCUGAAGCCUUUGAGAUUGGCAUCAUCCGAUACCUCAAGCGCUACAGCUACCAAAACACUGUCAACAGCCACCUAUGGGAGAGCCUGACUAAUAUCUGCAACUCAGACGAUCUGGAUGAGGGCCGAAUCAAACACAAAGAGUUCUGCUCCAAGCAAAGCAUCCAGUCUGGAGCCUCUAAAUGGUUCUCUGGUGAUGAGCUGGAUGUCAGAGCCAUCAUGGACACCUGGACACUGCAGGAGGGCUUCCCUCUGGUCACUGUGGAAGUCAGAGGUCGCGAGGUCAGGCUCAGUCAGGAGCGUUACUUGAAGACAGACGACCCCUCCCUCACUGAAGGAUUCCUGUGGCAGAUCCCACUGACCUACAUGACCAGUGCCUCAAACACCAUCCACCGCUUCCUGCUGAAGACAAAGACUGACGUCCUGUACCUGCCGGAGAAGGUGGACUGGGUGAAGUUCAACGUGGACAUGAGCGGAUACUACAUGGUCCACUACGCAGGCGAGGGCUGGAACUCGAUUAUCAAACUGCUGCAACACAACCACACAGCCCUGACCAGCAACGACCGCGCCAGCCUCAUCCAAAACGUCUUCCAGCUGGUCAGUGUAGGAAAGGUGAGGCUGGACACGGCUCUGGAGCUGUCUCUGUACCUGUCCAGAGAGACUGAGAUCAUGGCUGUGACGCAGGGCUUCGGAGAGCUCGUACCUCUCUAUAAACUGAUGGAGAAGAGGGACAUGGCUGCUCUGGAGAACCAGAUGAAGGGCUACAUUGUGGAUCUGUUCCGAGGGCUGAUUGAUCGGCAGGAGUGGACUGACUCUGGAUCAGUGUCUGAGCGAGUGCUGAGGAGCUACCUGUUGCUGUUCGGCUGUGUCAGGAACUACCCUCCCUGUGUGACCAAAGCCACCCAGCUCUUUAACAAGUGGAGGGAAUCCGACGGCAACAUGAGCCUCCCUGUUGACGUCACCAUGGCUGUGUUUGUGAUCGGAGCUCGAACUCCAGAGGGGUGGGACUUCCUGUUUGAGAAGUACCGCAGCUCUCUGCAAAUGUCUGUGAAGAGCCGACUGAAGAGUGCAAUGGCGGUCACCCCACUGCAGGACAAGCUGAAGUGGAUGAUGGAGCAGAGCCUCCACGGUGAGGUGAUGAAGACUCAGGACCUCCCGGAUGUGAUUGUCUCUGUCAGCAGGAACCCCCGUGGCUACAAACUGGCCUGGGACUUCUUCCGAGCAAACUGGCACACCCUGAUCAAGAAAUUUGACUUGGGCUCUCACACCAUAUCAUACAUGGUGACUGGGGUAACCAGCCAGUAUUCUACCAGGGAGAUGUUGAUUGAGGUGAGAAGCUUCUUUGGCUCCCUGACCGAGGAGACGGGCUCAGAGAUGAGGUGUAUCAGGCAGGCCUACGAGACCAUCGAGGAUAACAUCCGCUGGAUGGACACCAACCUUCCUUUGCUGCAGGGCUGGCUGGACAAACGCAGCCGCAGAGACGUGCAUGAAGACUUAUAGCUCCAGGGUAAAUAAAAAUAAAAAUAAAAAAAGUCUAGAUUGGACAGUCAUGUCGGUAAAGGAAUAAACUACAAGAGGUGUGGAUGCAAGUCACAAAACUUGGAGUCAGAUUAUGAAUCCAAAUUUGAAUGAGUUUACACUUGAGGACAAAAUUCAAACAGCCUUGCAAUUCAACUUUGAUUUUUAACACCAAUGACUCCCGAUCUAGCCUCCCAAAAUGUAGAUUGGAAAGACAAAACAAACAAAUGGAUGGAUCUUGUGUCAUCAUGCAUAUUAUUAAUCACCUCAGACUUGACUGAGCUGACUUGGGACUUAUGUGUCAACUAACGUGGUACUUAUGACUUGCAAAACAAUGACUUUGUGCCCCCUCUGUAAACUACAGCCUGAAGACUGUCCACUGGGGGUGUUUCUCAGGUUCAAAGAGAUCUAAGUAAUUAUAGAUUUCCUUAAAGAACCCCCAUAGGGUCGAGGUUUUAGGAGGUAACAUCCCUAUGAAAAAAGGGUUCUUCCUCACCGGACAUUUGUGCUCAGAGCUGUCUGUGUGUGUUGUCUUGGGUGAAGUGGGGGUGUGUGAGUUUUUACCUGAAAGUUUUAGAUGUUCAAAGAUAAGUGCAGUGUUUCCUGUGUGAUUUUUAUGAAGUAAAUGUUCAUUCUUGCUGCAUUAUCAGUGCAGCGAGUACCAGAUCACUCCUUCAUGAAAACAAAAAGAAAAAAAAUGCACCUAAUGGACUUGAAUUUUGGAUUGUUAAACCAUAAUUGAUCUAAAUAUGUUUAAUUUAAAGAUCACACUGCUGUGAGUUUAGAUGGGACACCAUUUUUGCAGCUUUUGCUAGCUUGCUUUUCCAAUAUUGGGAACAUGAAUAUAAAUUCUGACACCACUGGUCCUUCUUGGUAGCAUUUUUAACUUUACUGAAAUUCUCAUAUAGAAGAAUGUGAAAGAACUUAGAAAGUGCACUAUUAGGAGUGUGUUGUUACAAAAACAUGUUCAUCUUAUUCAACACAGCAGUGUUUUAUGCUACUGUAAAAUCCCUCUUCUGUAGGACAGGAUUCAUAGUAAUUCUGUAAUUUUCUAAGGAGAAUAUUGUGUUGAAUUAAAUAUUGGACCAAUAAAGUUAAUUUGACGUGA